Molecule: messenger RNA, 2741 nt
Organism: Gadus morhua (Atlantic cod)
Lineage: Eukaryota; Metazoa; Chordata; Actinopteri; Gadiformes; Gadidae
Gene: fam53b
Product: family with sequence similarity 53 member B
Exons: 5
Coding region: 431-1771 (446 amino acids)
Biological process (GO): positive regulation of canonical Wnt signaling pathway; protein import into nucleus
Cellular component (GO): nucleus
Source: RefSeq, a predicted model, not a curated record
UCCAUCGAACAGAAAGUCCGUCCCGCCCUCUUGCCAAUAACGUUAAUAUGGAGCAUCCCGUCCGGGACGUUGCGACGUGAGACGAGUACGCCUGGGAACAACGAGGUUAGGCACCGGCGCACUGGAGUGGAGUUGUAGUUGUGUGAGCAGCCUGAAGGCUGGAACAAAGCUAGAACAACUUACCCUCACAUUGUAUGUCUUGCUUCCUGUCUGCAAACAUCUCAAAAUGAUCCAGCCAAACUAACUGCCAGCACUUUGUCAUCCGCUGGCUCUCCGAGAUGUCCACCCUGUUUCUUGAUUGGACAGAAGACUGAAUCACAUUCCUGGAGGCGUCGAGGGGACUCUCUGCCCGCUGCGCAUGCUUCAGUGUCCUGCUCUUCAACAUGGCUCCUGACCUCCUCGCUUCGCAUCCAAGUCACCCGGGGCAAAAAUGUGCGUUGUCAUGGUGAUCAUUAGCAAAAAAACGCUGGAGAAGAAGCGCGUCGAAGAUGUAACGUCCAAGUGUCUGGAAAUAGGCCAGCUGCGGGAGCCGACCAUGAGCCAGGGAACGGCCCUCUUCUCUUGUGGACUGAUGGAGGCGGGCCGGUGGCGUGAGCUGGGCCAGGGCUGCCCCUCGCGGCCGGUGGGCGCCAGCCUGGAGAACCUGUGGGACGCGGUGCCCGAGGAGUGCCAGAGCCCCACGGGGUGGCUGGGCGGCGGCGGCGGCGGCGGUGGCGGCGCCAUCUCGGGGCUGCUGCGGGAGCUCAGCCUGGCGGACCCGGCGGCCUUCGCCGCGGCGCCGCCCAGCAAGCGGCAGUGCCGGUCGCUGUCCUGCUCCGACGAGCUGGCGGGGGGCUGCCGCGCGGCGUGGCGGCCCCAGGGGUCCCGCGUCUGGACGGCGGUGGAGAAGCGGCGCUGCCACAGCGGGGGCAGCGUGCACCGCGGCGCCGGGGGCGGAGCCUCGGGGGCGCCGCCCGCCGUCGUCUUCCCCGCCAUGCAGCGCAGCUCCAGCUUCAGCCUGCCGGCGCGCUCCAACGCGGCGCUGGAGCUGCCGUGCUUCUCCCCGGGCCUGGUGCCCGCCUUCACCGGCCGGGCCUCCCCUUCCUCCUCCUCCUCCUCCUCCUCCUCCUCCCCCUCCUCCCCCUCCUCCUCCUCGGUGACCCUGUCGUCGGCGGCGCCCGGCGGCCUCUACCUCUCGCACGAACACAUCUUCCCGGCGCUGGCGCCCCCGGGGGCGUCGCCCGACAGCUCCCCGGGCUCCACCCCCGAGCUGGAGCGGCGGAGGGGCGUGGCCGGCCCGGGCGGAGGGGGGGGGGGGCUGGCCCGCAGCCGCUCGCAGCCCUGCGCGCUCGACCACAAGAAGAUGGGCGUGAAGCGCCGGAGGCCGGCCGACUCUCGGCCGUCCCUGGACCUCGCCAAGAUGACCCAGAAACUGCGCAGCUUCCACAGCCUCAGCUGUCCUGGGAUCCCCGGCGAGGACGGCCGCCAAUCAACCCAGGCCCCGCCCACCCUCAGAAGCCCCGCCCCCUGGGAGAGCAGCGACUUCCUCCGGGACCCCACGUCCAGGUCUAAGGAGGGCGAGGGGGAGGGCAUGAGCGUGGGCUCGGACCCCGCCAUCGAGGAGCUGGGCUGGGGGGCCCCGGACUACGGCGACGCCACGGGGGGCGGGGAUACGACCGGCGGCGGCGGCGGCGGCGGCGGCGAGUACCUGUGGGCGGGGCUGUGCAGCCCCAGGAAGGACAUGUAUCAGCUGGGGGGCAUGCUCGACAUCGAGCAGAUCGAGAGGAACUGAGCCCCCCCCCCCAUGCCCCCCCCCCCCCCCACCUCGUCCACACACUCCUUCCUGAACCCCUUUCUCCGCUCCUCCCUCCUUCACGCUACGAUCCCAACCCCCCUCUUUUUGGAGGGGUGUGAACUGUGACCCCGGGGGCUGGAUCGCCAUGCGGCCCAGCGGGGCGGGGGGGGGAGGGGGGUCGAACCUCACUCAUAAGUCUUAAGAAAGGACGUAGGUGUCGGGACGUGGCCCCCACACCUGCUCGCUUUGGCCCGGGUCUGGCCGACGACGACGGGGGGGGGGUGUCUGUGGGCGGUCCCACAGAGGGGGGGGGCGGCGUCCGCGCUGGAAGCCAUUGUGCUUCGUUUCGCUGACGUGGGUAUCAGGAGGACCCGGGGGGGAGGGUGGGGGAGUUUAAAGGAAGUGCUGCUGCACAACAAGGGGGGGGGGGGGGGGGGGGGGGUAGGAGGGUCCGUCUGUGAGUGGCCGGACGGACUGUCGCCGUGCCGACCGAGGCGGGAACGCACCACAGGGGCUCUCUGAACCUUUUGCUGCACUAGACGAAACAAGAAGAGGAGGAGAGGAAGAUGGUGGCGGCUUCCCGGACGUUGUUUGACACGGGUACAUGAUGGACGCGCGCUGAGAGACUUCGCCUUUCGGGGACCGCGGAUGUCGGAAAUGGCCGGUCUGACGAGUUGCGCGGCGCACACAUUCGCACAUGGACACGCACACACACACACACACACACACACACACACACACACACACACACAAACACACAUAUACAGGCCACAAAAUGACAAGCUUAAUAAUUCGCACAAUAACAUGAGGCUACUCUCUGAGAUUGUAUUUUCCUUUUUUGUCGGAGAGAAACUUGGUGAAGCUAAUAGCGUUAAUGUUCUUCCUUUUUAUAAUUUGUAACUACAGAGCUAUGUAAAAAAAAAACAUGGACAUAUUUCUAUACAAAUAAAACACAGUUUUAAAUGUG